This is a messenger RNA of Ogataea angusta, 2058 nucleotides long. RefSeq lists its product as uncharacterized. Gene Ontology annotation, biological process: endoplasmic reticulum to Golgi vesicle-mediated transport; retrograde vesicle-mediated transport, Golgi to endoplasmic reticulum; regulation of ER to Golgi vesicle-mediated transport. NCBI's taxonomy places the organism in Eukaryota, Fungi, Ascomycota, Pichiomycetes, Pichiales, Pichiaceae. The coding region runs from base 1 to 2058 and encodes 685 amino acids. The record is from RefSeq and is a predicted model, not a curated record. The transcript has a single exon. Gene Ontology annotation, cellular component: Dsl1/NZR complex.
AUGCUGAAAUCGUUUCUCAACCAGAAUUUCACCUCGAUUGACGAUCUGGCGUCUGUUGAUCAGGUUAUAAAACACAUAGAGGAUGGCAGGCUACGGUUGAAAGAGCAGACAAACCCCGAAGGCGGGCAAAGCAGAUGGGCCCUAGCCGGGUCACUGAUCCAACAACUUGAAUCUAUUGUUGACCAAGACGACAUCGCGGCUAUUGACGUUCUUAUUCAGAAAUACGGGAAAAUCGAGCUGUUGACGAGUGCCAAACAAGAAUUGAGCAAAAAGCUAGUUCUAAAAAAUAUAAAGACGCUCUACGAUAGGUAUCUUGAUCUCACCGAUAAAUUGAACGACUUUGAGCUUUUGGAGCUACCAAAGCUGGAAGUGGACGACGCAAUUGGCCGUCUGGAGAAACUGCGCAUGGAAGUGAAAGCUUACGAGGAGACAGAGACUGACGGUCCGAGCGUGGCCGCAAGUCACACCGAGUAUAUCGAUCUUCUCCGCGCAAAGUUUCAGUCUGUUGUUGGAGGCGAGUUGAGAGAAAGGCUGGCAUCUGAGUUUGAGGCUCUCAUACGCGACUGGGAUAACGAACAGAAGACAAAGACAAACGACAUUGCUUCCAUGAGGAAGACUUUUGGACAGCUUGCUCGCUUGCAGUCCAUCUGCAAUUUGAGAGACCAGACGGACGCUUUCUGGGCACUCGAUUGUUUGGCUUCCAACUUCAAGGUGAAGUUUGUGUACCAUUUUGAAGGCUCGAGUGAAACCAAUAGGCUUAACAAGCCGGAAUAUGCCCUGAAUUACCUACAAGCUUAUUUGAAGAGGAGUGUACCAGCGGUGGAGAAACUUUUCGGUAGCACGUUCAGACGAUAUUUCCCCAACAAGAGCAUAAAGAAGAACUUUAUCAUCUCCCUGCUUAAGCCAGUGAAGGAAAAGUUUGAUCGGGAAAUGGGCGCAGUCAGUAAGCAUGAAGGUCUACUCAGUCACUUGAUUUUGGAGUUACAAAAAUUCGACCAGAACCUGAGUAAAACAUACAACUUCACGCCUGCAGAACCAGAAUAUACGCGUUUGCUGACCUCAUCCCUCAUUCUAUCAAAUGAAGAUGUGUUCAAUCUGUGGCUCAACAACGAGAAGAACUUUGUGAAUCACAGAUACGAGGAGAUUAUCAGCAAAAAGGACGCGUUUACAAUUGAUAAGGAUUUCGUGGAGAACGGCAAGACGAAGCCUACUAGGUCGGCAAUCAAUCUGAAAAGCUUGCUGGAGGGCAUUAGCAAUAACUAUGCGAUGCUACCGACGAAGUUCCAGGUGAAGUUUUUGAGCGAAGUGCAGCUGAGAUUGCUGAAUCUCUACUUUGCCAAUUUGAAGCAAGGAUUCAACGCUUUGGACACCAUAAUCCACGGCAAAAUCAACGACGAAGUGUCUGUUCUGGAGCGCAUCUGCAGAAUCUGGUGCUCGUCCAAGUACAUCAUCGAGACAAUGGCCACUUGGGGAGAAUCAAUUGUUUUUCUUGAGCUGUGGAGCUCAAUCAAUGGCAACUCUCGACUCGAAACAACGUUUUUUGACUCUGUUAUCAAGGGGUACAACAAGGAACUGAUGAUGCAGCUUCCGCGCAAGAUCCACGCCUACUUCGAGCGGGAGCUGAACAAGACGAUGAAGUCGUACUUCAUAAGCCACAGUUCGUGGGCCACGAUGUCCGAGAACGAGCCAGGGCCUUCUCGCGAGCUCGAUGUGGCUCUUGCUGCCCUAAAGAACGACUUGACAUAUCUGCGCACAGUGGUGUCCUACAGCGAUUUUCUCAAGAUCCAGCUUAUUCUCUCGGACGCAAUAACGAGCUACUUUGAGAGAAACGUCAUCUAUUGCAACAAGUUCAGUGUGGGUGGUGCUUUGCAGCUGGAAGCAGACUACAACGAGUUCUACCAAUCACUUGGACUGCUACGCGACAAUGCGCAUUUUGGCAAAACUCAGGAGAUCAUCUCCGUCCUCAAGUGCAACAGCGUAUCUGAAGCCUAUUCGUUGCCCUUCAGCUGGCUCAAGCAGUACCAGGUCAAUGAGCUAGUGUCGCGCAAAAACCUAUAA